UAAUGCUGGCCCAGCCUCGGAAGGCACCGCAGCCGCCGGAGGAGACAUCUGAGGUGAAGAAGAAGAAGAUGUCCGAGAGCGGCUCCGAGGUGCCGUCACUUCAGGACAAGACGGUGACGCCGGAAGAGCGCGUCAAGAUACGGCAGUCCAAGGCGGAGGCGGCACAUUUCGGCCGCGCCACAGAGCGGGCCAAGCUGGCUUCGCGCUGGAGGCACGCCAAGGAGGAGAAGGCGGCUCGGGAGGCGGCGGCAAAGGCCAGGGCCAAGGGCUACCUGGGCAGGGCCAGCUCCUUCGCAGCUGCGCGCCAGGCAACACAGAAGGCGCUCAGCACGGUGGCCAGCGAACGCCGAUAGUGACGUCAUCAGCUGUAGGCUCACGACAAAUUCCCAAACAACAGCAAAUACAAGCCAGUCGUCUUUCGUUUUGUGA
Messenger RNA from Schistocerca piceifrons (Central American locust), 429 nucleotides. RefSeq lists its product as uncharacterized. The record is from RefSeq and is a predicted model, not a curated record. NCBI's taxonomy places the organism in Eukaryota, Metazoa, Arthropoda, Insecta, Orthoptera, Acrididae. Bases 3 to 353 code for a protein of 116 amino acids. The transcript has 2 exons.